Molecule: messenger RNA, 1914 nt
Organism: Limanda limanda (common dab)
Lineage: Eukaryota; Metazoa; Chordata; Actinopteri; Pleuronectiformes; Pleuronectidae
Gene: paplnb
Product: papilin b, proteoglycan-like sulfated glycoprotein
Exons: 12
Coding region: 1-1719 (572 amino acids)
Biological process (GO): extracellular matrix organization
Cellular component (GO): extracellular matrix
Molecular function (GO): serine-type endopeptidase inhibitor activity; metalloendopeptidase activity
Source: RefSeq, a predicted model, not a curated record
AUGAAGAUGCUGUUAAUCCUUGGUCUCGUGCAGCUGCUGGCAGAACCUGCCUUCACUGUGGCGCAGCCGACCCAUGACUACUGGGGAGAGUUUGGAGCCUACGGGCCCUGCAGCCGCACCUGCGGCACAGGAGUCACCAUGAGAACCAGGACAUGCAUCACAUCCAGAACAGACGGAGGACAUAACUGCCUGGGAUCAUCCAAAUCCUUCCGAACCUGCAACACACAAGCAUGUCCGGCUGGGUCCAGGAACUUCAGGGAGGAGCAGUGCUCCCACUUCGACCGAGGGGACUUCCAGGGCAAACCCCGCACAUGGGUCCCUUACUAUGGAGCAUCCAAUGCAUGUGAGCUGAACUGUGUCCCGAGAGGAGAGAACUUCUUCUAUCGACACAGACCUGCAGUGGUGGAUGGGACACCUUGUUACGUGGGCCGCACGGACAUCUGUGUGGAUGGCUCCUGCAGGGUACUGAACCAUGGAGAGUUCAUGGGCUUGGAUGAGGACAUUAAUUCUGUGCACUCGGCUGCUCCUGUCGCUGUCGCUCCUCAUCCAAGUGAGACGCUCACGUACAUCUACAAAACCGGCGUCUACGGCGAGUGCUCGGCCUCCUGCAGCGGAGGCAUGCAGUGUCGCAGCGUGGAGUGCUGGGUUCAGGACCCGGUGAACCCCCGUGUGGUGGAGGCGACCCACUGCAUCACCCAGCGCCUGCAGAGGCCUCAGAGUCAGCAGGCCUGCAACAUGCAAUCAUGUUCUGCUGAGUACAGUGUCUCCAGCUUCAGUGUGUGUUCAGUCACCUGUGGGGAAGGCCAGCAGACAAGGGAGGUGAACUGUGUGGGACCAAGCGGUGAACAUCUGGGCGAUCACUCCUGUAGUGGACUGGCACGACCUGCCACUACCCAGGCGUGCCGCAGACCUGCCUGCCACACUCGCAUCACCUGGCACGUGACUGACUACGGGCUGUGCACUCGAAGCUGUGGUGGGGGUGUGAGGGACAGGAGGGUCGCCUGUUCGGAUACAGAUUUGAACCCGUACCCCGAAGCCCGGUGCGGAUCAGUGAGCAGGCCUGUCUCUGUGGAGGCGUGCAACUCGCAGUCGUGCCCUGGAACACAAAGGGUCCCAAGUGUGCAGGAUCCCAGGAGACAUGAGAGCACCAUGAGAGGAUUUGUUCCCCUUGUUCCAUCAGGAGACCCCUCAGCUACUGGAUCUCAAACAAUCACUACCUACGAACUCAACCCGUCCGUGGUCAGCCCUCACUGUGCUCAGUCUUCUUAUGGCUGCUGUCCUGAUGGCCACACCUCUGCUACCGGACCCAGGAACCAGGGCUGCACCCAGGAUGACUGUGUUCGCACCAGGUAUGGCUGUUGUUUGGAUGGAGUGACUCAAGCUCAAGGAUUUGGAAGAGCUGGAUGUCCUGAGUACCAGACAACUGUGGAUCGCUCACUAUCACCCCCUGCCGCUCCGUCCCCUGGGACGGUGUGCUCCCUGCCUCGAGAUGAGGGCAUAUGUGACACCUGGAAGGUUCGGUUCUACUAUGACUCAGGCAGCGGUAGAUGCACUGAGUUCUGGUACGGAAGCUGUCAGGGUAAUGCCAACAACUUUGUGUCCCUGGAGGCGUGCCAGAGAGAGUGUGGGCAUGUGGUGAGGGGGCCCCCCCCUCCACCUCGAGCAGAGUACGCCCCGAGGAGAGCCUUACUCAUGGUUGCACUUACAGCCAGGGCAUAACCAUGUACACAUCUGAUACCUGCAGCACGUUUAGGAUGACUAGAUUGUCCUCGUUAUGAUGCAAUUUGUAUACGUAUAUACUAUAUAUUUACUAAGACACACAUUAAUAUGUACUGUGAAACUUCAACCACAUCCCACAUUUAAUUUAAACAUCAGAAAUAAAUUUAAAAAUGAUCUAGAUACACUCAGAUUAUA